Nematolebias whitei (Rio pearlfish) is the source of this 6252-nucleotide messenger RNA. It is a transcript of the gene heatr1, whose product is annotated as HEAT repeat containing 1. Gene Ontology annotation, molecular function: snoRNA binding. The record is from RefSeq and is a predicted model, not a curated record. Gene Ontology annotation, cellular component: small-subunit processome; 90S preribosome; t-UTP complex. Gene Ontology annotation, biological process: maturation of SSU-rRNA from tricistronic rRNA transcript (SSU-rRNA, 5.8S rRNA, LSU-rRNA); positive regulation of transcription by RNA polymerase I. NCBI's taxonomy places the organism in Eukaryota, Metazoa, Chordata, Actinopteri, Cyprinodontiformes, Rivulidae.
UUCUUCCAUCAUGACGUCGUUGGCUCUCCAGCUGAAGAGACUCGCUCUGCCUCAGAGUGAUGUCAACCUUCUGACCCGGAAGGAGGUGGCCUCGCUGCUCUUUGACCCUAAAGAUGCAGCGACCAUGGACAGGAGCACCUUCUACGCUCUGGGCUGUACGGGACUGGAGGAGCUGCUGGGAAUCGAACCAGCACUUCUGGAGUUCCAGGACACUCUGUUUAGCCUGGGCUCCAUGACUCUGGAGCGCAGCGUCCAGUCCAGAGAGGUCAACGAGAAGCUGGACAAAAGCGUCUCGCUCUUCCUCGCGCGCCUCUGCCCGUAUUUCCUCCUCAAACCUGCUCACAAGUGCAUCGAAUGGCUGGUUCACCGCUUCCACAUCCAGCUGUACAACACUGACAGCCUGCUGGCGUGCGCGCUGCCGUAUCACGACACCAACGUGUUUGUCAGAGUCCUGCAGCUGCUGAAGAUCAAAGACGCCUCCAGCCGCUGGAACUGGCUGCAGGGUCUGCAGAAACCGGGCGUGCCGCUGUCCAAGACGACUCUGAUCACUCACUGCUACUCAGACCUGAGCUUCAUGGACUUCAUCUGCACCAUGGUGACCCGCUCCAUCCAGGCGUACUCUGGACUCUCAGACCGCUUCUCCCAGCUCAGGGUCAUCUUCUCCUUCUAUGCGUCCACCAUUGUCCCUGCUCUGGACGCCGUGGACAACGUUUCUGACGCCAUCAUUGCCAAGCUGCUGCCAUACGUUCAGACGGGUCUCAAGUCUCCCCUCUCGGACUUCAAAGCUGCCUCCUACAUGAUCGUGUGCCAGCUCGCCGUGAAGGUGGUGAUGGAGGCCGGUCUGGUGGACAGCCUCGCCGUGCACGUCAGCAAGUCUCUGCUCAAAGAGCCGGUUUUAGCCCAGGAGGGCCUGGGCUGCCUCACAGUCUUGUUGCAGAACCAGAAGGAUGGCGCCGUCGGGCCCAGGGCGGUGGGCUGGCUGUGCUCGAUGCCGGCGCUCGUCUCCACGCUGCAGGUCCUAGCAGAGACUCAUGAUGUCGGUCCACUGCUGCGGUACCUGCUGCCCCACCUGGUCCAGAACCUGUUCAUCUGCAGCUCAGGUGAGACAAACGGGCUCGUUGUGUUGGAGUCCGUCCUGAAAUCUGUCCCACUGACCAAAGACCUGGACCAGAUCGUGGCCCGGUUGCUAUUGGACCUGUAUCUGAGUCAGACCCAACGUUCUGCUGAAGACUUGAUGAUCCUGGACCAGGGUCUGCAGCCUCUGGUCCGGCUGUUUGAGUCCAGGUACGGGGGUGCUCUGGACAUUGUCCUCUCUGGUUCUGUGACCGACCCGCAGCAGAAACGUCUCUUCCACCGGUUCCUGUCCCUGUCCACAAGCAGUGGGAAGCACCAGAUUUUAGGCGACUCAGACACAUCCCUGGUCCUCAGUCUUAAACAUCCACGAGCGUCCGUCCGAGUGUCGGCUGUGGAGCACCUGAUGGAACUCAUCACCUCCAGACAGCAGCAGAGUCUGGAUGAGACAUUCCUGAAAGACGCCGUCCUGGAGCGUCUGAAGGACGACGUUCCUGAAGUGGUCGCAGCAGCGCUCAGAGUUCUGCAGAUGCUGCUUGAUGUUCUGGACCCAGAGGAGGUCGUGUUGUGUUUACUGUCUCUGCUGGACAGAGCUGAAAUGUCCAAGGCUGCGUCAUGGCUGCCCGUACUGACGGAGGCGAUGCGUUUACUGUCCGACCCCCGGCUGGGAAAAGGCGACUCUGAGUUUGUACAGAGGACGAGCUGGAAGCUGCUUCCCUUCCUGGUGGUCACCUCGGCUGAGCUCGGCCUCGCCGGCUGCGUGGCCCGCUGCUCCACCCUCACCCAGAACCCCCUCACCCACAACUGGGUCCACGAGCUGGAUGAGAUGAUGGAGAGAAGGUCCGAACCCGGGUUUGUUGGUUCUGCCAACCAGCGCCUGGUCUCCACCCUCAGCAAGAACCUGGGGAAGAUGGACGUCUUCUCCAGAUGGGAUGCUCUGGAGAAACUGGUUUUGCUGGUGGAACGGCAGCCGGGGUCCGGUGUCAGCAGGAGGGCCUCCUUCCUGGUUCUGACCCGGACUCUGCUUCUUGGUCUGGGGGAGCUGAGUGAGACCCAGCACCUGCUGAUGGCUCAGAGGGUCUACACGGUGCUGGAGCCCCCACUGUUGGAGGUCAUCAGGACUGAUGUCCAGUCACAGGAAGCUGAGCGUCCAGUUUCUGGCCCCGCCUCUUUCUCUGAAGCCCUGACGUUCUACCUGAGCAGGUGUGAGGAGCAGCCAGGUGAGCGUUUGGACCAGGAGUUUGGCUCGGUUCUGAUGGUUCUGCUCAGGGACUUCAUCUCCUCACUCAGGUGUCCCGACACCUCCUUCAAAGGAGGUUCCUGGUGGAACCCGGAGAAGCUGGACACAAACACCUGCUGCUACCUGGGUCUGCUCUGUCGUGUCUUCAAUCUCGUCCUCAGCGGUGACGGCGCGGGUCCGACAGCCAGAGUCUUCAGGGACCUGAUGAAGCUGCUCGUCCAGGUCCACCUGCCAGAGCCGGCUUCCCUCUUCAGGUUCUUGUGUGUCCUGUGGGGGUAUGGUUGUAACCAUGGAGACCAGCUGGACGUGAAGGUGGGGGCCGUCCUUCAGACCCGGGCUCUGUACGUGGGUCGAGUUCUGCUGGACUGCUGGACUGUCCCCAGGCUGGACGAGCUGGCAGCUGCAGACUCACCUGUGGUCCCGUCCAUGCUGUGCUGUCUCACUUCCCCGGUGCAGGAGGUCCGACGGGCUGCCCUCAGCGUCCUGCAGAGCCUAUCAGGAUCCAGGAGCUCCCCCUUUCAGCCAAUCACAGAGCGGCUGCUGAAGACCUCUGAGGAGCUGCUCUCCGACCCGUUGUACCUGAGCACCGUUCUCGGAGUCCUUCAUGACGAGUCUUCAUCCAGCAAACAGAAGAAGCUGCAGGAGUCGCUGCAGCAGCUGCUGAGGAGCGUCCAGAACCCCUGCUGCCCGUCCUACAGCGCCGCCGCCCUGCUGCGAGCGCUCAGCCUCGUUAACGGACCGUCCAUCAUGGCAGCCCUGCUACCCGUUCUGGACCGGCUCCUGGACCAGAUGGGUCCAGACGUCCCGACCCUGCUGCAGAGUGAGACCCAGCUGCUACGGCUGGUUCUGGGGAAGUUUAACGAGACGUCUGCACCGCUGCUGAGCCGGGACCAGAACUGUUUGGACCUGUUCGUCAGAGCCUUGCAGCUGCCUGGGUGUCAGGUUUAUGCUCUGGAGCAGAUCACCAAGCCGUUCUUCUCAGCUCUGGGAGACGAGAAGGUGCAGCAGAAGCUUCUAUCGGUGAUGUUGGACCUGCUGGUGGACAGCAGGAGUCCUCUGGUGGCAGGCAUGAUCAGUAGUGUCUUCAAAACGAUCUCUGUUGAUGCUCAGCUGGUGGCCAACGAGCUCACCCCUCCAGACAAACCAAAGGUCAGCGUGACAGUGCAGCAGACCCGCCGGAGCAAGAUGGCCCUGAGAAAAGCUCCAGACAGUGACGGUGUGGGUCCAGAGGGGGGCGCUGUGCCGUGGCAGAGAGUCACUCUGAUCCUGGAGCUGCUGCAGCACAAGAAGAAGCUGAAGAGGGCCCAGGUGUUGGUGCCGGUUCUGUUUUCUCUGCUCUCCAGGUGUUUGGACCCGUGUGCAGGUGACAUAACCAACAUGGAGUACACCAAGCAGCUGCUGCUCAGCUGUUUGCUCAACAUCUGUAACAAACUGUCUCCUGAUGGAGGUCCAGUGGCUGCAGACGUCCUUGAUGAGGACAAGUUCAGCGUGGAGCUUGUGGUUCAGUGCAUUAGAACGUCCGAUGUGCCGCAGACUCACCACCACGCCUUGCUGCUGCUGGGCGCCGUCGCCUCCAUCUUCCCUGAGAAAGUCCUCCACAACAUCAUGCCCAUCUUCACCUUCAUGGGCGCCAACAUCCUGCGCCUGGACGACGCCUACAGCUUCAGGGUGAUCGAGAAGACGCUGCAGAUGGUCAUACCUGCGCUCAUCCAGGCCCACCGCUUCUCUGACGGCUCCGCCUCCUCCAACAUGGUUGUCGUGGUGACGAAGAUCGUGCACGUGUUUGCCGACUCGCUGCCUCACGUGCCCGAGCACCGACGGCUGCCCAUUCUGAGUCAGCUGGUGGCCACGCUAGGCCCCGCCCACUUCCUGUGGGUCCUGAUGCUGCUGCUGUUGAAGCUUCACGCCACACAGAGCGGCAGCGAUAAGGAUGUGGACCUCUGGGUGUCUCUGUGCUGUCAGUUCGACGUCAGCCACCAGCUCUCCUGCCUCAGGAACAUCCUGAACUUCCUGCUGCAGCUGCCGGACGACAGAGACGAAGCUGCAGCGAAGCGUCCCGGCGGCCAGCGAGCUGCGAAGAAGAAGAAGGAGGAGGAGGAGAAGGUGGAGGAGCUGAUCUUCAGUGUGGAGGCUCACAGCAGCAAAGAGCUGCGACACUUUAAGUUCCUCUGCGUCUCCUUCAUGGCCCACCUGCUUGGCUCCAACAGCUUCAUCCAGAAGGUGGCAGACGGAGGAGACACCAUCUGUUCUUCUCUACAGCAGAGGCUGCUGGAGGACAUCCUUCGGUACAUCCAGAGCGUGGCUUGCUCUGUGGAGCAGAACGCCGACAAACCCACAGCCAAGUUCUGGAGAGUUCUGCUCAACAAGGCCUACGAGGUUCUGGACAAGGUGAACGCCUUGCUGCCCACAGACACCUUCAUCACGGUGAUGAGGGGGCUGAUGGGAAACGAGCUGGCGUCAGUCCGGAGGAAGGCCAUGGAGCUGCUGAACAACCAGCUGCAGCACCGAACCCAGUGGGACGAGCAGCAGGUAUCCGUGCUGCUGCAGCUGACCUCUGACCUGCUGAGCAUUGUGGGGAAAAGUCAUACAAUGGUCUCUGAGGAGGCGGAGCUUGCCAUCAACAGGCAGACAGCGCUCUACAGCCUCAAGCUGCUCUGUCGCAGUUUUGGCCCCGCCCACCAGGAGACGUUUGUUCCUGUUCUGCAGCAGGCUGUGGACAUAGUCACGGCGACGGAACAGGAGAAGAACGUGACGAGCAGCGCUCUGCUCUGCAUCGCUGAGGUGGUCAGCACUCUGAAGACGCUAGCCAUCCCUCAGUUACCCAGGUUGGUGCCAGCAGUUCUGCACACGCUCCGUGACAGGAAGGAGCUGCUGACCAAUGAGAUCUACCUGCUGAGCGCCGUCACAGCUCUGCAGCGAAUCACAGAGACGCUGCCGCACUUCAUCAGCCCGUACCUGCAGGACACCAUCUUACAGGACCAGCUGGGGGCGCUGAUGAGCAUCCUGAAGGAACACUUCGGUCACAUGACCAAAGAGGAGCUCAGCUUCCACCAAUCAGAGCUCACCUCCUUCUUCCUCACCGGGCUGGACUUCCGUGCCAAACACUGCCAGGGCGACCUGCAGAACACGUCUCAGGUGGAGAGUGAGGUCAUCGACUGUCUCAUCGUCAUGGUGAUGAAACUGUCGGAGGUCACCUUCAGGCCACUUUUCUUCAAGCUGUUUGACUGGAGUAAAUCGGACAGUAAGGACCGCCUCCUGACGUUUUACUGCCUGUGUGACGGCAUCGCUGAGCGCCUCAAAGGACUCUUCGUACUGUUCGCCGGAAACCUGGUGAAAGCGCUGGCAGACAUCUUGACCCGGACCAACAGUUCCACCACAGACGAGCUCAUCUUUGACUCGGAACGGUCCGAGGAGAAGAACUGCCUGUUGCUCCAGUUGGUUCUGGAUUGUCUCCAGAAGAUUUUCCUGUACGACACUCAGAACUUCCUGAACCGGGACCGGGCCGACACCCUGCUGGUUCCGCUUGUGGACCAGCUGGAAAACCGUCUGGGUGGGCCGCAGGUCUACCAAAACCGGGUCACUCAGCACCUGGUUCCUUGUGUGGGUCAGUUCUCUGUGGCGCUGGCCGAUGACCUGCAGUGGAAGACACUGAACUACCAGAUCCUCCUGAAGACCAGACACAGUGAUGCAAAGGUCCGGUUCUCCUCCCUGGUGAUGCUGAUGGAGCUGGCCUCCAGACUGAAGGAGAACUAUGUGGUUCUGCUCCCAGAGACCAUCCCGUUCUUGGCAGAACUCAUGGAGGACGAGUGUGAAGAGGUGGAGCAGCAGGUCCAGAAGGUGGUUCAGGAGAUGGAGAACAUCCUGGGAGAACCUCUGCAGAACUACUUCUAACAAGUUCUACAAAAACCCAACAGAACCUUGUUCUAAUAAAAGUCUUUUCU